This is a messenger RNA of Homalodisca vitripennis (glassy-winged sharpshooter), 871 nucleotides long. RefSeq lists its product as uncharacterized. Bases 288 to 854 code for a protein of 188 amino acids. The transcript is spliced from 4 exons. Lineage: Eukaryota; Metazoa; Arthropoda; Insecta; Hemiptera; Cicadellidae. The record is from RefSeq and is a predicted model, not a curated record.
UAAAUUAGGUAGGCAUAAUAAGUUAAUGAUCUCUAUGUAUUGUGGAAAAAAGUAAGCAUGAAGAGAAGCGGGAAAAUUGUUUGUUGGUAGUUAGUAAGAUAGAGAUUCACCAAUGACAAUCAAGCAUAAACGCAGUUGACAAGGUCUUUGAAAUCACAAUCUGCCAAACCAAAACAAACGAAGAAAAGUAAGGUUAGGAAAUUAACAACAAGCAUCAUCAUCGGUGACAAAGUUCUGAUUUAGUAUACGUUAGAUGAUAUCAGUCUUAGAUUUCAGUUAUUUUAAAAAUGAAUGAAAACGAGGUCAGCAAUUUCAACAGCAUGAGAUCUGAAGAUUCCAUGAAAAAAGGACGGCGUUCAAGUUUCUUCAAAAGGAGGUCUACUUUUACUGCAGAUCUCAGUUUUAUGACGGAUGAAAUUUUGUGUGAGUCUGAGGACAAAAGCAGUGAUCAAGAAGUGGAACACAAAUUAACCCAGUAUAUAAAAGAAUUAAAAAGAGAGAAAGAAGACUGGAAGAAAAUAUAUGAAAAAUUAAAAAGGGAUAACAGAGAAUUAAAACAGAAAUGUUCCCAACUGGUGGACCACUCUAGUAGUUGGGACCUAUUAUUGCCACAGGACAAAAGGUUCCUACAGGAACGGCCGGACUAUGUGAGUGUGGGUCGUCUAGUAGACAGGACAGCUGAGGCCAUAGCGAUCAGACAUAACCGCACCACUGCUACCACUGACAAGUUGCUACACCUUGCAGAGGACUGUCAGGAGACGAUAUCAUACGUCACAGCCACCACAAUCUUACAAAUCAUGUCACAGUUUAAUGAGUUAGAUGUACAUUGUCAGGAUGAAUCUAAAUGUGAAUAAACCACACUCAGAAUGGA